Benincasa hispida (wax gourd) is the source of this 2894-nucleotide messenger RNA. Its product is annotated as protein MICRORCHIDIA 6-like. Gene Ontology annotation, molecular function: ATP hydrolysis activity. NCBI's taxonomy places the organism in Eukaryota, Viridiplantae, Streptophyta, Magnoliopsida, Cucurbitales, Cucurbitaceae. Gene Ontology annotation, cellular component: nucleus. The record is from RefSeq and is a predicted model, not a curated record.
AAAAAUGUAGUUUGCUUGGUCUACUUCAUUUCUCCCUCUCUCUAAACCCCCCAUCCCUUUCCUUCUCUCCCAUUCCCAGUGGCUUCCAAAUUCCUCUUUCUCCUCUUCAUUUCUUCCACCUCCGCCCACCUCUCCGACGACACUUCCGUCAAGCUCAUGGCCGACGCCUUCGAAUGGCCCACCACCACUUGAAGUGACUAAGAUUUGAUCAACAGAACAUGGUGCCUUUUCUUUUCGUGAUUUUGUUCUAAUUACUGAAAACCCGGACUUGCACAUCUGAUAAAAGAAUAUUGCAAUCUCCAUCAUGACCUAGGCUUGCACAUCUGAUAAAAAAAAAUAUUGCAAUCUCCACCAGUAUACCAAUUUUCUUUUCUUUAACCCCGCCCACCGUUAUUUAGUUCACUUUUGGUGAAAAUAAAAAGUGAAUCCCACAUUGCUUCAGUUUACCUUCAGUGACCCAUAAGAAAGAGGUUGAACCGAUUGUCCGUGGUCGUCAUAACCCUUGUGUCGUCCCAAGAGGAUAUCACAUUUGUGGUAUUACUUUUGACUUGAAGAGAACAACCCUUCUGUGUCUUGCUCAGGAUGAUAUCCGCUGAUAUUGUGGACUUGUCAAGUGAUGAUGAAGAAGGAUCAAACUUGAAAGCCGUGAAGUUGGAGCCAGGAGUUGAUGGGGCUGUGGUUCUACCAAAAGAGCACACAAAGAAGAAUAUCAUCAAACUUGAAAAACCAAAUACUGAAUUUGUUAGUCAAGGAUUUGAUGAAAAUAGGAGCCCGAAUGUUUGGAGUGCUGGUCAGAGUAGCUCUAGUAUAUUGGAUCAGGUGCCAUCUCCAGCUGAUGAUUCUGGCCUUACAUCCCCAUCUCCCUUGUGUCCUGCACCAGUUUGUCGACAAUUCUGGAAAGCUGGCAACUAUAAUGAUGAAGUUGCUUCUAAUGUCACCGUUCAAAGUUCCAAAGGUCAUCUUCAUGUCCACCCUAUGUUCCUUCAUUCAAAUGCUACUUCACACAAAUGGGCCUUUGGAGCUGUUGCAGAGCUGCUAGAUAACGCUGUUGAUGAGAUCCCCAACGGAGCUACCUUUGUCAAUGUGGAUAAAAUCUUGAAUCCAAGAGAUGGAAGUCCUGCUUUGAUAAUUCAAGACGAUGGAGGUGGAAUGGAUCCUAAAGCGAUGAGGAUGUGUAUGAGCUUUGGAUUUUCAGAUAAAUCGUCAAAAUCAGCCAUUGGACAAUAUGGAAAUGGUUUCAAGACCAGCACUAUGAGACUUGGUGCAGAUGUUAUUGUCUUCAGUCGGCACGUGAAUAAUAGGUCCAGGGUAUCAACACAGAGUAUUGGUCUUCUGUCCUAUACGUUUUUGUCCCGUUCCGGCUACAACAGAAUUGUAGUGCCUAUGGUAGAUUAUAAAUAUAACACAUCAAGUGGCAAAAUGGAAAUAUUGCAUGGGAGGGAACGAUUUAUGUCUAACCUUUCCAUACUUCUACAGUGGUCUCCAUACUCAUCGGAGUCUGAACUUCUUAAGCAAUUUGAUGAUAUUGGAUCUCAUGGCACAAAAGUAAUCAUCUAUAAUUUGUGGUAUAAUGGAGACGGCAGAAUGGAGCUCGACUUCAAUAAAGAUCCGGAGGACAUUUGCAUUGACGGAGACGUAAAAGAAAUUGCCGCUCUCCCUGCAUCAAAGGCAAUCAACGAGCAGCAUAUUGCUAAUCGAUUGCAAUAUUCUCUCCGUGAAUAUUUAUCAAUCUUGUAUUUGCGGACAUCUGAAAAUUUCAAAAUAGUAUUGCGUGGGAGGGUUGUUCUGCAUCGUAAUCUUGCCGAUGAUCUCAAAUAUCUUGAAUACAUUUUGUAUAAGCCUCAAAGUGGUGGACAUGUGGAGGGUGUGGUUGUUACUACAAUUGGGUUCCUGAAGGAGGCCCCAGAUGUCAAUAUACACGGUUUUAAUGUUUACCACAAAAAUCGUUUGAUUCUGCCAUUUUGGAGGGUUGUGAGCUAUUCAGAGAGUAGAGGAAGAGGCGUUGUUGGUGUUCUCGAAGCAAAUUUUAUUGAGCCUACACAUAAUAAACAAGACUUUGAGAGAACUUCUCUUUUCCAGAAGCUUGAAGCUCGUUUGAAAGAUAUGACUUGGGAAUACUGGGAUUACCAUUGUGGACUCGUUGGGUAUCAAGUUAAGAAACAACUCCGUGUGACAGCAGCCUCACAAACACCAUCCAACAUCACAGUAUCUGCUGGUACGGAACAUCCUCACAUGUUGAAACAAUGCUUUCCAGCUACGGUCACAGAGGCUAAAGAAACAGCACAUGGGAGACCUGAACGAUUUAGACUGGAAACACAGGGAAAAUCUAGAGAAGGAGUAUGUAUGAAGAGAAAGGCAGAUUUGAUAGAAGAUGGACAGGCUGCCCGUGCUUAUCAACAGAACAAUCAACAGGCUAUUGUUUUGUUGGAAGAAAAUAUGAAGCUUCAUGCAAAAUGUUCGGAGUAUGAAAAGCGGGAGGAAGAACUUAAUCUCAAGGCAACGCGGCUUAGGAACGACAUACAGGAAGUCCAACUCAAGAUCCUGAGGCUGUUGGAUGAGUUAAAAUCUUUAGAAGCAGUUAAGGGUGAAGGCAUUGUAUAAAAUGUAUAUUCAUUUUGUUCUUUUUCAAUCUUUUAACCCCUUGAUAACAUAACCCUGUAGCUUAAAACCAGAAAAAUGGAUAGGUACGAGGCCGACGUGGUUAGCAGUAUGACGACCCCUUGAUUUUUGCCCUCAAAACAUUGAUAAUAGUUGCCUGGGAUUUGGAUUUUCAGCUCUCGUGUGUCAGUUUCCUUGGCGGAAAAAUUGACCAAUUGUACAGAAAUGAAACCCACCUUGUAACUUACCCAAAAUGUCUAAAUUCAUGUUAAUUAUCAGUGUUAUUCGUAUAUAAA